AACUCAAAGACACAAAAAAGCGGAACUAAAGAAGGCUGCACAAAAUACUCGACCUAUCACUGCAUACUUACCCCUACCUUAAUAUCUUCUAACGUUGCCUCGGCUUCGACUUCUACUUUUGGAUUGUCAACAGAAUUAUAUACGCCAACUGAAGUAGAAUCAAUAGGAAGUGAAUCAAUGGAGGUGGAAUCAAUUGAGGUAGAAUUGGUAGAAUCAAUGGAGGUAGAAUUAGUGGAAUCAAUGGAGGCAGAAUUGGUAGAAUCAAUGGAGACAGAAUUGGUGGAAUCAAUAGAGACAGAAUUAGUGGAAUCAUUGGAGGCGGAAUUGGUGGAAUCAAUGGAGGUAGAAUUG
Messenger RNA from Racocetra persica, 351 nucleotides. Lineage: Eukaryota; Fungi; Glomeromycota; Glomeromycetes; Diversisporales; Gigasporaceae. The record is from the annotation of a GenBank genome assembly.